AUGGGUGGAGACGAGCACCCUUACGCGCCGGCGGAUCUGCACCUGCCGGGCUUCGUGCCGCUGCAGCUGUCGCAGGGCCAGAUCCUCGCCCCCUACCUGGGCACCUCCGUCUUCGUCGUCCUCGCCGUCUGGCUCGUCUCCGGAAGGUGCCGCGGGUUAUCCAAGACGGACCGUCUGCUCAUGUGCUGGUGGGCGUUCACCGGCCUCACCCACAUCGUCAUCGAGGGGACCUUCGUCUUCAACCCCGGAUUCUUCAGUAAGGAAAACCCCAGCUACUUCGAUGAAGUCUGGAAGGAGUACAGCAAAGGCGAUUCCAGAUACGUCGCUAGGGACCCCGCGACCGUCACGGUUGAAGGGAUUACAGCUGUGCUAGAAGGCCCUGCGUCGCUGCUUGCAGUCUAUGCCAUUGCAUCCCACAAGUCCUAUAGCCAUAUUCUCCAGUUCACCGUCUGCCUGGGCCAACUCUACGGGUGCCUUGUUUACUUCAUCACUGCGUACUUGGAUGGCUUCGACUUCUGGGUCAGUCCAUUCUACUUCUGGGCAUAUUUCAUUGGCGCAAACAGUUUCUGGGUUUGGAUACCAACGCUCAUCGCCAUGAGGAGCUGGAAGAAGAUUUGCGCAGCAUUUCGAACUGAAAAGGCGAAGAAGACAAAAUAA
Messenger RNA from Miscanthus lutarioriparius, 657 nucleotides. The record is from the annotation of a GenBank genome assembly. Lineage: Eukaryota; Viridiplantae; Streptophyta; Magnoliopsida; Poales; Poaceae.